Molecule: messenger RNA, 2236 nt
Organism: Juglans regia (Persian walnut)
Lineage: Eukaryota; Viridiplantae; Streptophyta; Magnoliopsida; Fagales; Juglandaceae
Product: LIMR family protein At5g01460-like
Exons: 14
Coding region: 171-1697 (508 amino acids)
Source: RefSeq, a predicted model, not a curated record
ACCGGAGCCAUACCCCUUUCUUCUCCGGAGCCUCUCUCUCAUAACCUUUGGUUUUCCAAAAAAUAAAAAAUAAAAAACAAAAAAGCCAGAUCCACAAAGCUCCAAAAAGGAAAAAAAAAAAACGGAAAACCCGCAGGGUCUCGAUCUCUUCGAUUCGGGAGCUCCAAACGAUGGGCGAUUUCAAUCUCGCUCUCGUAAUCGUUGCCAUAGUCGUGUGCAUCCUCGUCUUCAUCUUCAAUGUCUACCUUCUCGUCAACUACCAGCAUCCCGACGACGCGAACCAGGCAUAUUUCCCCAAAUUCGUCGUCGUUUUGGGGCUCUCCGUCGCCGCGAUUUCGAUACUUAUGUUGCCGGCCGACGUGGCGAAUAGGCAGGCGUGUCGGCACUCGAUAUACAAUGGCGCCUGUAAUCUCACCCUGCCAAUGAAGGAUCUGUGGCUAGCUGUCUACAUUCUAGAUGCCGUGCUGGUAUUCUUCGUUAUUCCCUUCGCCAUGUUCUACUACGAAGGGGAUCAGGAAAAGAGUGUUGGUAAGAGGAUCAAAAGCGCGCUGCUCUGGGUUGUGACGACGGCGAUCGUUUGCGGUCUCUUGCUUGGCAUUUUAUACGGACUGAUUGGAAAGGUGGACUUCACUGUUAUGCACCUUUCUUCAACCACUACUUCCUUCCCUAGUACGUGGGACUUCUCUAGUAGUCAACAGUGUAUUGGAGGCACACACCAGUGCUCUGCAUAUUCUGCAAGUGCUUCUUCAGAGAAAACAUGGACUAUGCGCACUACAUUUCCAGAAUAUGUUGUCGCACUUGCUACCAUUGUCGGAUCUGUACUUUUUGCUAUAUUUGGUGGAGUUGGUAUUGCUUGUCUGCCUUUGGGACUUAUCUUUGCAUUCAUCAGGCGUCCAAAGGCUGUUAUCACUCGCUCACAGUAUAUCAAGGAAGCAACAGAAUUAGGUAAAAAAGCAAGAGAAAUGAAGAAAGCAGCUGACAACCUCCGUCAAGAAGAAAAAAGUGGUUCGAAGGGUCGAAAGUGGCGUAAAAAUGUGAAGGCAGUAGAAAAGGAGUUGCUCCAGUUGGAAGAGGAUGUGAAGCUUCUUGAAGAGAUGUACCCUCAAGGAGAAAAGGCUGAGACUUCGUGGGCAAUGACUAUUCUUGGGUACUUGGCUAAACUUGUGCUGGGAAUUUUGGGGUUGAUUGUUUCGGUUGCUUGGGUUGCACAUAUUGUUAUAUAUCUGUUGAUAAACCCUCCUCUUUCUCCUUUUCUGAAUGAGGUUUUCAUCAAGCUGGAUGAUAUCUGGGGUCUUCUGGGUACUGCAGCAUUUGCAUUCUUCUGCUUUUACCUUCUGCUUGCGGUGAUUGCUGGGGCAAUGAUGCUUGGUCUGAGAUUAGUUUUCAUUACUAUCCACCCCAUGAAGUGGGGAGCCACUCUUAUGAACUCUUUUCUAUUUAACGUUGGUCUUAUUCUUCUUUGCUCCAUCAGUGUGAUACAGUUCUGCUCUACAGCAUUUGCAUACUAUGCUCAAGCAACUGCAGCACAGGAAAUAUUUGGCCACACGCUGCAAUCACUUCGUGGAAUUAGAUAUUUGUACAAGUACAACGUGUUUCAAAUUGCCUUUGUUUGUCUUGCGGGAUUGACCUUUGUGUAUUACGCUGCUUUUGGAUGGAGAAGAAGAAAACCCAGUGGCAGGUUUCAACUUUCCACUUAAGGUAUGUUAUGCUUAGAAGAGCAUGCACCCACCUGGUGGUGUCAGAUUUUCAGUUAAUUCUCUCUUUUGGGGCGAUUUCAUGUCGGAUGUGUAUAGCCAAUUUCUGCUCUACGUUGAAAGGUCUGAUUUGGAAGGUCAGAAAAGUAGGCAGAUAUCAUCCAAGUUGAAUUGGGUUGCUGCAGUGAGAGUGGCGUGGUGAGUGCUGCGAAUGCUGCUACUGUUUAUUCUCUCUCUCUCUCUCUCUCUCUCUCACAUUCUGUAUGUAUUAUACCUUUGUUUAACUUGUGUUAUAUAUUGGCUUGGGCAGCACACGUGGGAACAGGGUUUUGAUAAUCUACCCUUGAUGUAAUAUAGCCAUCGAGCACAAAAAAGUUGUAAGAGCCAUCCGUUUUUACGAUUCAUAAUUUUGUGUUUAUACUUUAUGUUGUCUUGUACUAAGUUCGAAAAGUAUUAGAAAGGCUGAUCAGAAGAAAAGCCUUUGCGUGCUAAGGAAGAUUAUGGAAGUUGUUUGAUUUGAUUAACGUGUUCUGGAUUUCAGC